Molecule: messenger RNA, 465 nt
Organism: Colletotrichum truncatum
Lineage: Eukaryota; Fungi; Ascomycota; Sordariomycetes; Glomerellales; Glomerellaceae
Source: RefSeq, a predicted model, not a curated record
AUGCGUCUUGUCAUGAUUUCGGCGCUUCUGGCGUCCAUCACCACCUCGGCAGUUGCAAAACCUGAAAAGAUCAGAGGUGUAAGGGACCCUAUCUAUCACUUGUAUCUCCAGCCGUACCCAAAGAAUGCGACGAUCCCAGUGCUGGGGCCUGAGGCGUCGGCCGAGUCCUUCAAUAUCGCAGGCACCAUCCAAAGCGCCAAUUCAAGUUCAUAUUUGAACGUCGGAAGUGAUGCCACGUCGUACAAGAGCCUCAAGUUCAGCAACAGCUCGGAAACAAAUGCAUGGGGGCUGGAGGGUGACGCGAUAAUUACUACCCGAAGUAGCAGUUGGGGGCGCCAGCUGAACUUUCUGGUCUGUCAGCUUGAUGGGAACUAUUGGCAGCUGUACCUACAGACUGGCAGCGAUGUGCCAAGCGGCAGGACUUGUAGCAACUAUCAGACGAUUCACCUACCUUGUCUUUGUUAA